AUGCUCAGUGCCACGGAGAGCAUCCUCCUUUCUGUUGUGAUUAGUGAGUCAAUCUUAGGCAUUUUAGGGAAUGGAUUCAUUGGAGCUGUGAACUGUAUCGAAUGUGUCAAGAAUAAGAAGGUCUCUGUGAUCAACUUUAUUUUUAUUGGUUUAGCUAUUUCUAGAAGUUGUCUCAUAUGGACCAUCAUUACAGAUGGAUGUAUACAGCUAUUUUCUCCACGUUUGUAUUUGACCGGCUCCCUAGUUGAGUACACCACUUAUUCUUGGGUACUUAGCAAUCAAACAUGCACUUGGUUCACUACCAGCCUCACUAUCUUCUAUUUCCUGAGGAUAGCCAAUUUUUCCCACCCUGUAUUUCUCUGGCUGAAGAUAAAAAUUCAUUGGAUUUUUUCUCUUCUGAUGGGCUUCUUGCUUAUUUCAUUGUUACUUUCUUUCCCACAAUUUGUCACAAUUAUUAGCAAUCAAAAAAUGAAAGAUACAAACAGAACUGGACUGCUCUCAGUGAAAACAGAUGAAUACAUUAGUAUGCAGGUUCUGCUGAACUUGAGUACCAUGAUACCCUUUGCAAUCACUUUAAUUAUGUGUUUCUUGGUGAUCAUGUCCCUAUGGAGACACAAGAAGCAGAUGCGCAGAGACCUCAGCACAGAGGCUCACGUGAAAGCAGUGAAAGUUUUGGUAUCUUUUAUCAUCCUCUUUGUCUUGCACUUCAUAGGCAUUGUGAUUGAAGCAACAUGCUAUGCUGUAGCAGAAAGCAAAGUGCUGCUUAUUUUUGGUUUGCAAGCCACAAUCACCUAUCCUUGGGGUCAUUCAUUUAUCUUAAUUCUAGCCAACAGAAAGCUAAAGCAAACUGCUUUGAGGAUACUGCGCCAAUUAAAGGUCUGGGAGAAAUGAGAAAAUUGCAGAACCACCUAA
Ochotona curzoniae (black-lipped pika) is the source of this 912-nucleotide messenger RNA. RefSeq names its product taste receptor type 2 member 10-like. The transcript has a single exon. Gene Ontology annotation, cellular component: membrane. The record is from RefSeq and is a predicted model, not a curated record. Lineage: Eukaryota; Metazoa; Chordata; Mammalia; Lagomorpha; Ochotonidae. Gene Ontology annotation, biological process: sensory perception of taste; detection of chemical stimulus involved in sensory perception of bitter taste; G protein-coupled receptor signaling pathway. Gene Ontology annotation, molecular function: G protein-coupled receptor activity.